Penicillium verhagenii is the source of this 1623-nucleotide messenger RNA. Its product is annotated as putative amino acid permease. Gene Ontology annotation, molecular function: transmembrane transporter activity. NCBI's taxonomy places the organism in Eukaryota, Fungi, Ascomycota, Eurotiomycetes, Eurotiales, Aspergillaceae. Bases 1 to 1623 code for a protein of 540 amino acids. The transcript is spliced from 4 exons. Gene Ontology annotation, biological process: transmembrane transport; amino acid transport. Gene Ontology annotation, cellular component: membrane. The record is from RefSeq and is a predicted model, not a curated record.
AUGGCGUCUACAUUAGAGCCCCACCAGAAGUCAUCACCUGCGCCAAGCCAUCCUCCAUUCGAUGAAAAGAACACCAAAUACGAUGCCGAUCUCGAACAAUCAGACUCAAUCGCCGCAAAUGGCAUGUUAGAGGCUCUUGGAUAUGAGGCAGAGCUUACAAGAAAUCGAUCAACACUCCAAGUGGCCUUCAUGUCCUUCGUUCUCGCAUCCAUUCCCUACGGAUUAUCUACAACAUUCAUCUACCCGCUAUACGGCGGUGGUCCGGUGAAUAUCAUUUGGGGAUGGCUGAUGGUAUCAGCAAUCAUUCUUUGUGUGGGAGCUUCUCUCGGCGAAAUCACUUCUGUCUACCCAACCGCUGGAGGGGUUUACUACCAAACAUUCAUGCUCUCCUCACCCGCCUAUCGAAGGAUUUUUGCCUGGAUCUGUGGCUGGUCCUAUGUGGUCGGCAAUAUCAUGAUUACUCUCGCUGUCAAUUUUGGCUCUGCUCAGUUCAUUAUUGCCUGCAUCAAUGUUUUCGAGUCCUCCCCUGGUGUUGGAGUUCUAGCGGGAGAGACAUAUCGGGUUUUCCUCCUCUUUCUUGGCAUCACCCUUCUAUGCAAUGCUGUCUCGGCGUUUGGCAACAAGUGGUUACCACAUCUUGAUACAUUUGCUAUUUUCUGGACCCUUGCUGGUGUUCUGGCUAUUGUUAUUUGUGUCUUGGUCAUUGCUAAAAAUGGCAGACAUGAUGGGGAGUAUGUUUUUACGAGCUUUGAGCCUCAGUCAGGAUGGCCGGUGGGUUGGUCAUUCUGUGUCGGACUCUUACAAGCUGCCUAUACGACUUCGUCGACUGGAAUGGUCAUAUCGAUGUGCGAAGAAGUUCAAGAACCAUCUCGCCAAGUACCCAAAGCCAUUGUUGGCACAAUCAUUAUGAAUACGCUCGCCGGUCUUCUGUUUCUGAUUCCCUUGGUUUUCGUGCUUCCCAAUACGAAAGAGCUUCUGGCACUGCAAUCUGGCCAGCCCGUCCCCAGCAUAAUUAAGUCGGCAAUUGGUAAUUCCGCUGGCGCAUUUCUCCUGCUUCUCCCACUUGCCGUUCUCGCUAUACUCUGUGGUAUUGGAUGCACCACGGCUGUAUCGCGAUCUGUCUGGGCAUUUGCAAGAGAUGGAGGUGUUCCUUACUCUCGCAAAUGGAAAGAAGUGAGCAAGACGCUGGGGGUGCCUUUUAAUGCUAUGAUGCUGGGUAUGGUGAUCGAGAUUGCCCUUGGGCUCAUCUACUUUGGAUCAAGCGCUGCAUUUAAUGCUUUCUCCGGUGUCGGCGUUAUCACUCUUACUGUGAGCUAUGCCUGUCCUAUUGCCGUGUCUUUCAUCGGGGGGCGAAAGCAAAUCAAAAACGGAAAUUUUGACUUGGGAAAACUUGGUGUAUUUUGUAAUGUUGUGGCUCUUGCUUGGAGCAUUCUCGUUGUGCCUCUAUUCUGCAUGCCGUCAUAUAUUCCUGUCACUGCAGAGACGGUGAACUAUGCCCCGGUGGUCUUUGUUGCCUUUAUAAUUAUGGCUACUGCAUGGUAUUGGGUCUGGGGCCGAAAGAAGUAUGUUGGACCACCAUCCGUCGAUGAUGCGGUGAUUGAUCUUCGUCAUGAUGCGUCUUGA